AUGGUCAACUCCACCAUGUUCUUCAACAUCUCAGCUGAUGGCCAGCCCUGGAGCCGUGUCUCCUUCGAGCUGCUUGCAGACAAAGUUCCAAAGACAGCAGAAAACUUUGCUGUGGGAUGGUCUAGUGGUGAUUUCACACACCAUAAUGGCACUGGCAGCAGGUCCAUCUAUAAGGAGAAAUUUGAGGAUGAGAAUUUCAUCCUGAAGCAUACAGGUCUUGGCAUCUUGUCCAUGGAAGAUGCUGGCCAAACACAAAUGGUUCCCAGGUGUUUUAGCUGCAAUGCCAAAACGGAGUGGCUGGAUGGCAAACACGUGGUCUUUGGGAAGGUGAAAGAUGGCAUGAGCAUCAUAGAAGCCAUGGAGCAUUUUGGGUACGGGAAGGGCAAGACCAGCAACAUCACCACUUCCAACUGUGGACAACUCUAA
This is a messenger RNA of Peromyscus leucopus (white-footed mouse), 426 nucleotides long. RefSeq names its product peptidyl-prolyl cis-trans isomerase A-like. Lineage: Eukaryota; Metazoa; Chordata; Mammalia; Rodentia; Cricetidae. The transcript has 2 exons. The coding region runs from base 1 to 426 and encodes 141 amino acids. Gene Ontology annotation, biological process: protein peptidyl-prolyl isomerization. Gene Ontology annotation, molecular function: peptidyl-prolyl cis-trans isomerase activity. The record is from RefSeq and is a predicted model, not a curated record.